Molecule: messenger RNA, 1944 nt
Organism: Candida albicans SC5314
Lineage: Eukaryota; Fungi; Ascomycota; Pichiomycetes; Serinales; Debaryomycetaceae
Gene: PRP39
Product: Prp39p
Exons: 1
Coding region: 1-1944 (647 amino acids)
Biological process (GO): RNA processing; mRNA 5'-splice site recognition
Cellular component (GO): U2-type prespliceosome; U1 snRNP; commitment complex
Molecular function (GO): protein binding
Source: RefSeq, a predicted model, not a curated record
AUGGCAGUUGAAAAUUAUCCCAAUUCCAUAUCAUUAUGGACUCAAUAUUUAUCGUCAAUAUUAAUUCAUGAUAAGGAUAAAACUGAUACAGAGUUAUUUCGAAAUGCUUAUAAACAAGCAUUAAUUCAUAAUGGAUAUGAUUUUAAUUCACAUCCUAUUUGGGAUAUGGCAAUUGAAUUUGAAACUAAUCAACUGAAACAAAGUAAAGAAUUAUUAGAAUUAUAUUUACGAAUUAUUAAAAUUCCAUUAUAUCAGUAUGCUCAAUAUUAUAACCAAUUUUCUGAAAUUAAUAAACAAUUUGAAAUUCAACAAAUUAUAACAUCAUCAGAUCAAUUGAAUCAAUAUGUGAAUGAAUUUGGGAAAAAUCACCUUGAUGAUUUAUCAUUACUUGAAAAACAUCAAAUAAUUGAUGAUUUUACUGCAAGUAUAUUUAGUAAUACCCAAAGUAGAGUUAAUAAAAAUUGGCAAUUUGAAUCUUUAUUAGAAACACAAGAAUUUACUUUGGAAAUAGGUAUUUCUAACAACAACAACAACAACAACAAUAUUGCUAAGGAGAAACCAAUUUGGAUUAAUUAUUUGCACCAAGAAAUUGAUACAUAUGCUAAGAAACCCAAUAAUGAUCAAUUUGAAUUGGUUUGUACUUUAUUCCAACGUUGUUUAAUUCCCAAUUGUUAUGAUUCAGAAAUAUGGUUGAAAUAUCUUGACUUUAUUAAUAAUCUGAGUUUAUCUAAACAAGAAAAAUUUGAUAAACAACAAGAAAUUUAUAUAAAUAUUACUGCUAAAUUGAUUCCAUUAGAUAAUAAUGAAACCAGAUUGAAAUAUGUUGAAUUAUUAAUUGAUUAUGAAAAGAAUCAAGAAGCUAAUGAAUAUUUAUUCAGUUGGAUGAAAUUAUUUAGUGGAGGAUCUAAAAAAUAUUAUAAAGCAUCGUAUUUAGAAAUAACUAAAGAGUUAUUUAAUUUAUGGAUAAAAUUAUUAGAUGACGAACAAUUCAUAACCAUUGCUGAAUCAAUGAUAAACAAAUAUUUCAAUAUUCAUGAAAAACAACCAAGGAAAGAAAAAGAUGAAGGGACUGCUAAUAAUAACAACAACAACACAACUCCAAAUUCGGAAUCAAAACUGAAACUUGAAUUGACAGACUCAUUAAUUACACUGGUGAUAAGUUUCCUUAAUGAUGAAUCAAUAUGUAUUCUUACAGUAUUAUAUUUAAAACAAUUACAACAUCAACAACUGCAACUGCAACUGCAACUAGAAACCAAACAAUCUCAAACCAUUAAAAUUCGAAAAUUUUUCAAUAAAUUCAAUCAUGAAAAAUGUUUUAAAACUUCAAUUCAAUUUUGGAAUUUUUAUUUUCAAUUUGAAUUAACUCAGAAUCAUUGGAAAAAUUUAAAAUCAUUAAUUAAUCAUAUUAAAUUCAAUACUCAAUUACCAAAAAUUAUUAUUGAUUCAUUUAUUGAAUGGAUGUAUGAAAUUUCUAAUGAUAAUUUAAUAAAUUUUUUGAAAUUAAAUGAUGGUAGAUCAGAUGAAACUAUAAUUAUGAAAGAUUUAGAAAUUUCAAAUUCAUUAUAUUAUAAUAAAACUACAAUUAAACGACAUGCAAAGAAAAAUAAUUAUAUCAUCAUCAAUAAUAAUAAUAAUAAUAAUAAUAAUAAUAAUAAUAAUAAUAAUAAUAAUAAUAGCAACAACAGUUUUGAUAAGAAACGGAAUAAUAUUGGUGGUGAAGAAGAAUUUUUACGUUUGACAAGUAAACAAAUAGGUCAUCCAGGAAUAUUUAUUGAUGCUGUACCACAAAUCACAAAUCGAUUAAUGCUUGAUGGUAAUGAUAUUGACCUUGCACAAGAGAAUUUAUCAAUACCUCCAUUACCUAUGUUUAAAAAUGUGGAAAAAGCUUCUCAACCGAUAAAAUACCCUUCCACUACUACUACUACUAUUACUCAAACUCGUUAA